Messenger RNA from Struthio camelus australis, 1861 nucleotides. The record is from RefSeq and is a predicted model, not a curated record. NCBI's taxonomy places the organism in Eukaryota, Metazoa, Chordata, Aves, Struthioniformes, Struthionidae.
AUGGGUGAUUUCCACCUGGUGAGUAAGCGGGGAGCGACGUGGGCUGCCGGGACGGCUCGUGUGCGCAUGCAGCUCUUCACCCAGUUGCUCAGAAGUUAUUUUGGUUUUUGCUUCUCUCUGUCUUGUUUUUCAGCUCUUAAGAUGACCAUAAAGGAAGUGAAGAAGGAGAACGGGGAUAAAAUGAUUGUUCCAAGGAAGAGAAAGGCACUGAAGCUGGGGCCCAUCAGGAAGAAGAACCUCAAGAAGCUCGUACUGUUCCUCAAGAACGGGGCCGACUGCCCUUGCCAUCAGCUGGACAACCUCAGCCACUACUUCCUGAUCAUGGGCCGCCAGGUGAAGACCCAGUACCUGCUGACAGCCAUCUACAAGUGGGAUAAGAAAAACAAAGAGUUCAAAAAGUUUAUGAAGAAGAUGAAGUCUCCCGAUUGCCCAACGUUUCCAUCCGUCUUCAAGUGACAAGGCGGGCGGUGGGGGUGCUGCUGGCCUGGACCUUGCACAGCCCCGGGCAUGGCGGUUCAGAUCUCGCUCCUGCGCGGGGGCUGCUGGAGCCCGAAUCCCGUCUGUUUGAUCCUCUGUAUUUGUUUAGCGCUUCCUUCACAGAUCCCAGCCCUCCCACCUCCCCCGUACCGGUAUUUUCCUGAACGCCAGCGUGUGCAAGUGUCACGAGUUUAUACCAGUCACCGAGGUCACAAGCUAUUUUACAUCUGCAGUAUCCAAAGACUAUAGCUGUAAGGAUAUGUAAAUUCAUUUAAAUAUCAACUAUCAGGUAAAGAGGGCAGGCGGAGGGGUGUGAAGUUACAGCAAGAGAUUAUAUGAUCAGAGAGGACCCCUGUGACCUGUCUUACCCUUGUGUUUAUGGCUGCAGGAUUGCCCUAGAUUAAUUCCUGGUUGAACCAGAGCCAGUCUCUUAGAAAAACGUCUGAUCCCGAUGAUAAAAGUUAAUUAAUGAGUUUCGGAGAAUCCAUUACAACCUUUGAUAAGACCUCCCAAUAGCUAAUUGACCUCACUGUAAAAAAAAUAUCAUUCUAUUUCUAGUCUAAACGUGUUUAGUGUAAGCCUUAGCCGUGGGAUGCUCAUGCUCUCUGGACCUGCUGGAAGAAGAGCCCUGCUGUUGGCGCUGCGUUGUGCAGGGUCUUGUAGCCGUAGGUAGGACACUUGUCCCCGCUGAACUAGCCUGAACGAUCUGCUCGAGGCCAGUGCUGUGCUCCUUGUUUUCCUGUCCUCGGAGCUGCCCGCGGCUCUACUCCCAGCCCUUCCCGGUUUGCCGGCUGGUCUCUGGCCCACUCGGCCGAGCGUCGCCGGUCCUCGCGCUCCCCGUGCUCGUUUUUAGCCACGUGGAGGUGCAUGCCGCGUGCUGGCGAGCCCGGCGGCCCGGGACGCCAGUCUCGGGGAGUGCUCGCAGUCGGCUCCCCCGGUUUCUGUCACUUGCUAACUUUACCAGUGAUGUUUUUAUAGUUUCUUCAGGCUGCUGGCAAAAUAUCGGGUUGCAGAAGGCCAAGGACCGGUCCCUGUGGAGCGCCACGGGAAAUGCAUCGUCUCCGUGAUUCCCUCUUUACAGCCACUUCGGGACCUAUCAGUUUCUAGUUUUAAUCCAUUUGAUGUGUGACAACUUGCUUUGUAUCAUUCUGGUUUUUUUUUUCUUAAUCAAAAUGUGAUGUAAUGUGAGGUCAAAUAGUUUAUGAAAGACAAAGACUACUGCAUCCAAAUCAUUACCUUUAUCGACCAAGCUGAAACUCAUUAUUCUGUUAAUUGGACAAGCUCUCUUUUCCUUAGACCCACAUUGCUCCACAUUAAUUAUACUAUCCUGCUUCCAUUCAUGACUCUCAUCAAUCAUGAUUACUCUAACAGAAUGAGUAUCAGG